GAGGAUAAAAAAAAAAGAUUUUUACCAAAAUCUUAUUAUUAUUCCUUUGCUUGCUGUAUCAUCAUCUUCUUCUUCUCUUCCUCAUCAUCGUCUUGAUCGUCACAAAGAUCCUCCAUUUUCGUUAUUUGAAGUUUCGUUGGAGGAUCAGAUCUUGACAAGAGUCAAGCUCAAGGAGAGGGUGAGAAAAGUGAAGGCAAGGCUUUGAAGAUGUCUUUUACAGGAACUCAACAGAAAUGCAAAGCUUGUGAGAAGACAGUGUAUGCUGUGGAGCUUCUCUCAGCUGAUGGAGUUGGCUAUCACAAGUCUUGCUUCAAAUGCACUCACUGCAAAAGCAGGCUUCAGCUGAGCAGUUACUCAUCCAUGGAAGGUGUGUUGUACUGUAAGCCUCAUUUUGAGCAGCUCUUUAAGGAGUCUGGUAGUUUCAACAAGAACUUUCAGUCACCUGCAAAGCCGGCUGACAAAUCAGCAACUCCUGAGCUGACAAGGACACCUAGUCGAGUUGCGGGCAGAUUCUCUGGUACACAAGAGAAAUGCGCCACUUGCAGUAAAACUGUAUAUCCUAUCGAGAAGGUAACAGUGGAGAGCCAGACAUAUCACAAGUCCUGCUUCAAAUGCUCACAUGGAGGCUGCGCACUUUCGCCAUCCAACUACGCAGCUCUUGAAGGAAUCCUGUACUGCAAGCACCAUUUCGCUCAGCUCUUCAAGGAAAAGGGAAGUUACAACCACUUGAUCAAAUCCGCUUCCAUCAAACGCUCCGCAGCCGCUGCAGUCGCUGCUGGCGUACCAGCAGCCGCGGAUCCUGAAUCUUAAAAACUUCAAUAAUAUCUUCUCCUCCUCUCUAGUCUAAAAAUUUGAAUGUUGAUGCCAAACUGAUUCAGUUUGCUUUUUUCCCGUUUGUGUCUUUGUGUGUGAGCGUGUGUGUAAUCUAUCCUUUCAUGUUCUUAUCUCCAUUGAUGUCUGCUAAACCAAACUUUGAUUGUGUUAGACUGUUCGUGUUUUGGUAUCUAUAAAAUCUGAGACUUUCGUUUACAGAAACUUCA
This is a messenger RNA of Camelina sativa (false flax), 1040 nucleotides long. RefSeq names its product LIM domain-containing protein WLIM2b. NCBI's taxonomy places the organism in Eukaryota, Viridiplantae, Streptophyta, Magnoliopsida, Brassicales, Brassicaceae. The record is from RefSeq and is a predicted model, not a curated record.